Molecule: messenger RNA, 629 nt
Organism: Scylla paramamosain (green mud crab)
Lineage: Eukaryota; Metazoa; Arthropoda; Malacostraca; Decapoda; Portunidae
Exons: 3
Coding region: 166-537 (123 amino acids)
Cellular component (GO): extracellular matrix
Source: RefSeq, a predicted model, not a curated record
UGUGGGAGGGCGGGACGCCCUUCAUGGAUGCGACUCAGGGCUGUACUCGCAAAACGUCAAAUCAUGGCGGCCUAGCGCGGGAGCCUCCACUGCGGGUAUAAAGAUCCGCGGCGAGCAGCUGAUGUCAGUGAGCAGCAGCAGCAUCACCACCACGCACCAUCAACCAUGUGGAGACCCAUGUUCUUCCUCUGCCUGGCGGUCUCGGCCGUCCUCGCCAUGCCCGGAGGACACGCAGGCGGCCACGGCGGCGUCCACUUCGGGGGCGGCGGCGGCUUCGGCGGUGGAUAUGGCGGCUACAGUGUUCCCACUCCCUACGCUUACGACUACGCCGUCUCUGCUGGCGUCACCAACUUCGGCCAGAGUGAAAAGGGCAACGGCUACGGAGGCGUGAACGGCGGCUACUGGGUCAACCUUCCCGACGGCCGCGUGCAGAAGGUGUCCUACUGGGCUGACGGCAGCGGCUACCACCCAGUGGUGACCUACUCCGGCAAGGCCCACUACCCUGCAAGCUACGGAUAUGGCCACGGCUAUCAUUGAGACCACGAACCACCGCAACACAACAAUGCAGACACUGAUGGGGUCUUCCGUGUGUAAUGUCACGCACAUAAUAAAUGACUUAUACCAGAAAA